This is a messenger RNA of Endocarpon pusillum Z07020, 2184 nucleotides long. Its product is annotated as ATP-dependent DNA helicase II subunit 2. Gene Ontology annotation, biological process: DNA recombination; double-strand break repair via nonhomologous end joining; cellular response to gamma radiation. Bases 1 to 2184 code for a protein of 727 amino acids. The record is from RefSeq and is a predicted model, not a curated record. Lineage: Eukaryota; Fungi; Ascomycota; Eurotiomycetes; Verrucariales; Verrucariaceae. The transcript has 7 exons. Gene Ontology annotation, molecular function: damaged DNA binding; telomeric repeat DNA binding; double-stranded DNA binding. Gene Ontology annotation, cellular component: Ku70:Ku80 complex; nucleus.
AUGGCGGAUAAGGAAGCAACUGUCUACAUCGUGGAUGUUGGGCGUUCAAUGGGUAGAAAGCAUCAGGGCCGAAAGGAGACAGAUUUCGACUGGGCAAUGCGAUAUGUGUGGGACAAAAUCACUACAAUGGUGGCCACGGGACGAAAGACGUUGCUGAUAGGAGUCCUGGGCCUUAAAACAGAUGGUACGAAGAAUGAGCUGGCGGAGGACGAGAGCUAUGCACACAUUACGCUGUUUCAACCUAUAUCUCAGAUUCUGAUGCCGGAUCUGAGAAGACUGCGUGAGGUCAUCAAACCUAGCAAAACAGAUCGAGGAGACGCUGUUUCCGCCAUUGUCUUGGCCAUACAUAUGAUCAUCAAGCAAUGCAAACAGCUCAAGUAUAGAAGACGAAUAGUUCUUGUGACUGAUGGCAAAGGCUACAUUGAUUCCGACCCAGACAGUCUGAAUGACAUUAUCAAAAAGAUCAAUGGCGAUAACAUGGAGCUAGUAGUGCUUGGUAUUGAUUUUGAUGAUCCUGAAUACGGCUUCAAGGAAGAGGAGAAACCACCACAGAAAACCAAAAAUGAGGCAUUUCUCCGGGAUCUGACCGAGAAGUGCCACGGCGUUUUUGGCACCAUGGCUCAGGCUGUGGAAGAGCUUGACAUCCCACGACUGAAGACGAUAAAACCUGUCCAUUCUUACCGAGGGACAUUGACACUAGGAGAUCCAAAGGAAUACGACACCGCCCUCAGCAUUGAUGUGGAGCGCUUUCCACGUACCAUGAUCGCUAAGCCUCCUUCAGCUAGUGCCUUUGUUCUGAGGUCUGAUAGUGGCGAGCCAACACAAUCGACAGGAACAGUGGUGGCGGACGGCGAGGAGGAUGAAGCCAUCCAGAGGAACGGGAACACACUGACCAAUGUUCGAAGUGCAUAUUCUUACACGGUGGCCGACGCCGAUGCUCCUGGCGGAAAGAAGGAUGUCGCCAGGGACGAUUUGGCCAAGGGCUACGAAUAUGGACGCACGGUAGUCCCCAUUAGUGAGAGCGAUGAAAACAUUACGAAGCUAGAAUCUGAAGCUGCAAUGGAGAUUGUUGGAUUUGUGCCAAAGGAUAAAUACGAACGAUACAUGGCCAUGGGAACCUCAAACAUAGUUAUUGCCCAGAAGACCAAUGACAAAGCGGUGAUAGCCCUGUCGUCCUUGAUUCAUGCUCUCUUUGAGCUUGAUGCUUACGCCGUAGCCAGAGUCGUCAAGAAAGACGGCUCUGAUCCACUUCUUAUCCUCCUCUCACCCUCGGUCGAGAAGGACUACGAAUGCCUGAUCGAGAAUCAACUCCCUUUCAGCGAAGAUGUCCGCUCAUACCGCUUCCCACCAAUCGAUAAGAUUGUCACAGUCUCUGGCAAGGUGGUUACACAGCAUCGAAAUCUUCCUACCAAGGAUCUUUCACAGGCCAUGAGCGACUUCGUGGACAAGAUGGACAUCUCUCACUUUGACAGAAACGACGAAGGUGAAGCAGGAGAAUACAUGGCACUGGAAGAUGUAUUUUCUCCCGUCUUGCACAGAAUUGAGCAGGCAAAACGCUGGCGUGCUGUUCGACCCAUGGAGCCUGUACCACCUGUUCCUGAGGUGUUACUGAAGUAUUCUGAGCAGCCUGAAGAGCUGCAGCGAGAGGCCAAGCCCGCACUGCAAAGACUAAUCAAGGCUGCAGAUGUAAAGAAAGUUCCACCAAAGGUCAAAGGCAGAAAGCGCAACCGCGAAGCCGAUAAGCCUCUGUCAGGCCUCAAUGUCGAUGACCUCUUCCGUCAACAGCCAAAACGCGCCAAAAUCUCCUCCGAGAACUCAAUACCGGAAUUUAAGCAAACGCUCGCUCGAGCUGAAGACAUUGAAGACAUUAAGGACGCUGUCAAGCAGAUGGCGGCAAUCAUUGAAAACCAGAUCAAGGACAGCUUUGGGAACAGCAAUUACGAUCGCGUUCUAGAAGAAUUGGGUGUGAUGCGCUCCGAGUUGACAGAACUGGAGGAGCCCGUGCUCUAUAAUGAUAUAUUGCGUGGACUCAAGAUGAAAAUUAUGGCAGAAGAAUUGGGUGGAGAGCGAAGGGAGAUGUGGUGGUCCAUUCGAAGGAAUCGGCUGAGUUUAAUCGACAAGAAAAUGUCGGCUGUCUCUGAUGUGACAGAGGAAGAAGUGAAGGAGUUCAAUGCUGCGAAAUGA